Teleopsis dalmanni is the source of this 1294-nucleotide messenger RNA. RefSeq lists its product as uncharacterized. The transcript has 2 exons. The record is from RefSeq and is a predicted model, not a curated record. NCBI's taxonomy places the organism in Eukaryota, Metazoa, Arthropoda, Insecta, Diptera, Diopsidae. The coding region runs from base 172 to 1179 and encodes 335 amino acids.
UAGCAAUUCUUAUCCCACAGUGACUCUUACGAACUCACAUUCCAUUUUUCAAGCUAUAAUGUGCCUUGUAUAUUUCUAAAAAUUGGAACACAAUUAUCCCAAUUUUAAAACAACUUUUUGGAAUAGACGGGUGUAUAAAAAUUUUUCGUCUUAUAGAGGUCUCAAAGCAAAAUGUCUCGUAAAAUUUUAAAUUGUUUGCAAAAACUUAUGCGAUCGUUUUCAAAGAAUCACUCAAAUAUUCCAAAGGUUGAAAUUGUGGAAAAACGAAAAAUUGUUGAUAAUGAAGACAUUGUGAAAUCGUACAAUAAACCGGGUGAAGCAGGUAUAUGUAAUUUUAGUACACUUAAUGGUUUUAAGACUUACAACUGGUAUAUCCCAUAUGAGCAUAACACUAGAAUGGAUGAGGAAUACUCAUCAGAAGUGAAUUUGAAAAACAAUUACCUUAGCCCGUAUGCAGUAUAUAAGAAUAAAGUGAAUGAUAAACCCACAAGAAAACAUGAAUUAAAGCAACCCACAUCAAAUAUUGUGAAUAGUUAUUAUGAAAUCAUUCGUCAAAAGAAAAAUGCCUUAAUACCAACUGAUCGCAAAACGAAACAAAAUAAAAACUCAUUAUCGGCAUCAAUUGCUAGUUACUCGGAUAACUAUAAUAAUAAAAUACAGUCUUCCCACCGAAAAAAAGAUACUUACUUUACAAAUACACCGACUUUAAAGUUCACAUCGACACAUGUGAAAAGAAGUUCUGAGGUAUCACGUCUAGAUGACGUACAUAAUGAAAUUCUAAUACCGAAAAAAGAGUAUAUAAAGAGCUUACAUGACGUUGUUGAGGAAAAUGGUCUGAAAUGGGUGGUGAAUAUGGAAAACUCAGACCAAUACUUGAAAUUUAAGUCACCAACGUGUUAUGGAGAAAUCAAAAGUCAAAUAUCUGACUUUGUGAAUUACAAAGAUGUCAGACGUUCCACUACAACUACUGACAUUACAAACGAGAGCUUGCCAACAACGCUUCAAAAGGAAACUAAGAAGGAUGAAACUGUAAAAGGAUAUAAAUCAAAUAUGGAUUAUAAGUCAUCCUCCAACUCUUUUGAAGCUAUCGAGUCAUCAAUACCAGCAAAUAGAAAUACUCAGCAAAAACUUGAUUUUUCGGACAUGACUGACUGGUAUAACUUUACGUGGUCUAUCUAAUCCAAAAUCGAUCGUCUUACAACUUUUUCUUGAGGAAUGAAUGAUUUCUUCGAAUUUAUUUUCAUUAAUGUUGAUGAAUACUUAAAUAGGAAUAAAAAAUGCUAUUAUUAACAAA